AUGGCUCCCGACAUGGCCAGCAACAUCCGCGUUUUCGUGCACUGGAGCGACCAGACCGUGUUCGCCGGCGAGGAGAUCAAGUGCCGCAUCACCUUCAAGAACGUCGCGCGGCCGAACCAACCCAACCCCGAGCGCUCGAGACAGCCCUCCCCUCUGCUGGGCACGCCUCGCAAGCCCAACCUCAACAAUGGCCUCACGCCGCCCGCCUCUGCCAGAGGCAGGGGCCAUCGAGCCACCCUCUCCCUGAACGUGCCGACGGGCCAUUCGCGCUCCAAGAGCAGCGGCACCACGUCGUGGAUUCCCGCCCAGCCGCCGCCGACCCGGCCGGGCCACAGUCACAAGCGCUCCGUUUCCAUCGUUUCAAUAGGCUCCGCGACCACCGUGGAGGACCAGGCACAUAGCAAUGGGACUAGAGGGCCACCCCAGCGUCCUGGUCGUGGCCAUGGCCGCUCCUCCAGUCUGCAAAUAUCCCCAAGAGCAAGCGCCGUCUUCAACGGCCCGCAGUCUGCCGCGCUGCCACAGCGGCCAUAUGGAGGCAGCUCGCAGGGCUCGCCCGUCUUCAACAACAACUCUUUCCCGCCCUCUCGGUACGGACAUGGCCGUCAGCCGGGCGUUUCGACCAUGCCCAACACCCCUGCAGUCGGACACACGCCGAGGAGAAGCCCCCUGCAGAUGCCUGAGUGGACGUUUCCCGCUGUGCGAUCACCGCUCUCCGAAAGUGAGGACAGGUCGCCGGGUGGCCAGGACGAAGACUACCUGACGACGCCGGUCUCGGCAGGCGGGGGCUCGGUGCAGCUCCCGGUGCGCUCGCGGGACUCGGUGCCCUCCGUCGUGGAGCACCCGGCCCCGGCGGCACGGAUCUUGUCAACGACGAGCAUAGCGGGCGGGACGCCCAGGAGCAGUGGGGAGUUCUACUCCUUGAGUAACAACUCGAGCGAAACUCUGGCCUCGGAAUACGUGACACAGCCGCUGCGGAAUGGCUUGAGACCGCCACAUUUAAGAAGAAUCUCGGGCAUGUCCGGACCAGGCCAAGCGAAGUUGCCGGAAGCCUUGAUGAUGGGCUACGCACAGAUUCAAGGGUCAUUCACGCUGGACGGAUCCCUCAUAAAUUUGGGGCCCUUUGAGACGGUCAAGAGGAAGGCUGUAUUGGGAGGGCAAGGCGGCGGCGUCAUCGGACUUGAGAACUCAAAAAGGGACAGUGGACUGCUCAAGAGCUUCGGAUGGGGCUCCUGGGGAAACUCCAUAGGAGAGCUGCUCGGUGGAGGGGAGUUGAGUAGUAUCAAGGAGAUGCGCGGCGUAGCAGGCUCCAAGUCGAUACCCUUGCUCUCAACGCCCCAGUCCAUCCUUUUCGUGGACCUGCAACUCGCUCCGGGGGAGAGCAAGACAUACGAAUACUCAUUUAAAUUGCCCAAGGGUUUACCUCCGACGCACAAAGGCAAAGCCAUGAAGAUCACUUACAGUCUCGUCAUCGGAACACAGAGACCAGGGGGGACAAAGGAACAGCAGGUCAAAUCAGUCGAUAUACCAUUUCGGGUACUGGGCAGCGUCAAUAGUCAUGGCGAGAUCCUCGGUCAUGACCUCAUGUCGCCGUAUAUCAUUCUCCGCGAUCUAGCGAAGGUUCAGCAGCUCGACAAGAAUGCCAGCAGCGCGGAGAAGACGAAGGUCAAACCACUGCCAAAUUCUACCCUCCACGGAUUCCUGGGCUAUGUGGAGGAAUUACUGGAUCGGCCAAGGAAUGGAUCUGGUCUUCUUUCGCCUACAGCUCACGGGCCAUCUUCGCGGCGCCCUUCUGCUUUCGAAGAAGCCGCCACUGCUCGGGAAGCCAUUGACUUGGCCAUCAUGCGUUCUAAUCUCUCAUCCUCGGACUCAGGCCAGAGCACAAACCGCUUUGAGAUUGCUAGAAAUGGUCAGCGGGUCGGCGUUGUUAUGCUUGCCCGACCAGCCUACAGACUUGGCGAGGCUGUCAGCAUGGCUAUCGACUUCACAGAUGCCGAGAUACCCUGCUAUGCCGUCCACGCGGCUCUGGAGACUGCCGAGCGCAUCGAGCCCGCCUUUGCCUUGAGGAGUGAGGCCAGCGUCCAUCGGGUCACCAGAAAGGUGUAUGGUAGCUCCAGCGAGGCCACAUUAUUUGCCCGACGCAUAGUGUUCAGCCCAACUAUCCCCAUCAAUGCCACACCGGAAUUCGUUACCAGUGGCCUCAGUCUGGAGUGGAAAAUCAGAGUCGAGUUUGUGGUGCCAAGCUCCACGGCCGAGGACACCGAAGCUGAGAGACGCGCUGAAGGACCGCACCCGCUGCUCGAGGAGAUCUCUCGCGACGAUCGGGGUGGGCUCGUCAUGGUGGCGGCUGAGAACCUGGAGUGCGAGAGCUUUGAGGUCGCGGUUCCCUUGCGGGUCUACGGCGCGGUUUGCAAUGGACUCGAGAGGCUAGAGCGAGACGAGGCCGAGGAGGGCCUGGUCGUGUAA
Messenger RNA from Neoarthrinium moseri, 2463 nucleotides. RefSeq lists its product as uncharacterized. Gene Ontology annotation, cellular component: Golgi membrane; Ric1-Rgp1 guanyl-nucleotide exchange factor complex. The transcript has a single exon. Gene Ontology annotation, biological process: retrograde transport, endosome to Golgi. The coding region runs from base 1 to 2463 and encodes 820 amino acids. The record is from RefSeq and is a predicted model, not a curated record. Lineage: Eukaryota; Fungi; Ascomycota; Sordariomycetes; Amphisphaeriales; Apiosporaceae.